Molecule: messenger RNA, 922 nt
Organism: Synchiropus splendidus (mandarinfish)
Lineage: Eukaryota; Metazoa; Chordata; Actinopteri; Syngnathiformes; Callionymidae
Gene: faslg
Product: Fas ligand (TNF superfamily, member 6)
Exons: 4
Coding region: 34-840 (268 amino acids)
Biological process (GO): positive regulation of canonical NF-kappaB signal transduction; extrinsic apoptotic signaling pathway via death domain receptors; immune response
Cellular component (GO): membrane
Molecular function (GO): tumor necrosis factor receptor binding
Source: RefSeq, a predicted model, not a curated record
UUGCAUGCAGAGACCAUACACAGAAGAGCCGGCAUGAUGAACCAAAAUCAGAACUAUCCACACCCGGGGGUGUUCGUGGUGGAUGCGGGUGGAGGUCAGCAGCCUUUAAAUCAGUAUCCAUAUCAUGGGCCCAGCUGGUCCUUUCCACCUGCUCAGGAGGUGAUGAGGAAAAAGAGGAAGAGCUACAGCUUCAUGGGAGUGAGCUCGGGGCUGGUGAUGGUGGUGUUGCUCCUCUUUCUGCUCGUGUUUGUGGCCAUGGGAUAUGGAACCUACAAGAUCUUCAAGAUGCAGGAGCAGCUGUCAAGAAUGGCUCAGGUGAAUCAUGCGAAGGAAUUUAGAGUGGCGGAAAAACAGAUUGGCUUUCGUAAUAACACUGCGGAGAAAGAGAAGAAAGCGAGCAGAGCUGCAGCACACGUCAUAGGACGGAUAGAGACCAAGGUGUUUCACAAAACGUUGCGCUGGGAUCCACGCAUAGGUCGGGCCUUUGUGACUGAAGGUGUGACUUACCAGGGCAAAGAGGGAGCUCUGCAGAUCAAUGAGGCUGGCCUUUACCACAUUUACUGCAGAGUGGAGCUGACAGUGCCCCACUGCACCUCCACCUUCUCCUUUAUCCAUUCUGUGUUGGUGAAGAGAGUAGGACAGUCCUCCCCUCUCACCCUGAUGGAGGCCCAUGAAGUCGGGUUCUGCCCCUCGCGACUGAAGGAGUCAUGGACUAAAGAGAGUUACCUGGCUUCUGCAGUGCUGCUGCAGCAGGAUGACAAAGUCUUCGUGAAUGUUUCACACCCUCGUGAUGUUAGACAUUCAGAACAUGCCAACUUUUUUGGUCUAUACAAGGUUUAGAAAUCACAUAGGCUUGGUUGAUGAACACUACGCUGCCGAUUGUGUUGUAGCAUUAGACAUAUUUAUUAAGCAUUAUCUGACU